GUGGUGCAAUCGUAUUUAUCACUGCUGCAAAGUUGUUCAAAUCCAGAAACACUUGAAGCAGCUGCUGGAGCAUUGCAGAAUUUGGCAGCUUGUUACUGGCAGCCAAGCAUAGAGAUUCGAGCUGCUGUGCGAAAGGAGAAGGGCCUUCCAAUUCUCGUGGAAUUGCUGAGAAUGGAAGUGGAUCGAGUGGUGUGUGCUGUAGCUACAGCAUUACGCAAUUUGGCAAUUGAUCAACGAAACAAGGAAUUAAUA
Gryllus bimaculatus (two-spotted cricket) is the source of this 252-nucleotide messenger RNA. Lineage: Eukaryota; Metazoa; Arthropoda; Insecta; Orthoptera; Gryllidae. The record is from the annotation of a GenBank genome assembly.